UGAGGUGCUCAUUGCUAGAACUUUGCGUGGAGCAAAAAUAAAUUUAAAAAUAUAUAUAUAUAUUUAAUAUACAGAAAUGGCUGGAUUUCUUCUGAAACUUGCGCUCAUCUGCACCUUCGUCGCAGUCCUAUAUGCAGCACCUGCGCCAAAGCCAGCUAGUGCCCAAGCGCGUACUUUCGGUGGCUUGGGUUUAGGCGCUGCUUUUGGUCUAGGUCUCGGUGGCGGAUACGGUGGUUAUGGUGGAUAUGGUGGUUAUCAUGGCUAUUAUGGUGGCUAUCCAGGCGGUUAUGGUGGUUAUUAUGGCCGCCCAGGUUUCGGUGGUGGUUACUACCCCGGCUAUGGCGGUCUAGGUGGCGGAUAUGGCAGUUAUGGAGGUUCCUUCAGUCAAGCACAGAGCCAGUCGCACAGUCAAAGCAAUUACUACAACGGCGGUUUUGGUGGUUUUGGUAAUGGUUUCUUAGGUUAAAGUUACUGGCGUUGUAAAACGUUUAGUUGUAAGUAGUUUUAACGCUGUGUUUUUAUAUAAAUUAAUGAAAAGUGUGUGUGAGGAUUUGUGCAAAAUAUAAAUGUUGUGAAAAUAAU
Ceratitis capitata (Mediterranean fruit fly) is the source of this 582-nucleotide messenger RNA. RefSeq names its product ATP-dependent RNA helicase DBP2-A (gene Edg91). The transcript is spliced from 2 exons. The coding region runs from base 77 to 466 and encodes 129 amino acids. Lineage: Eukaryota; Metazoa; Arthropoda; Insecta; Diptera; Tephritidae. The record is from RefSeq and is a predicted model, not a curated record.